UUUCUUUCCUUCCCUCCAUCCGUCCGUCCUUCCCUCCCUCUCUUCAUUCUUCCUUCCCUUCAUCCGUCUCUUAUUCCAUCAAACUUUCCCCUCUCUCUUUUUCACCUGUUUUUUUUUUCUCCCUCUCCACCUGUUCCCCCCUCUCUCUUUCUCUCCCUCUCUCCCUCCUUUCACCUGUUCCCCUCUUCCCUACUUUCCUCCCCUCAGAACAAUUCUGGACUCCCCCCUUUUUCGUUUUCAAUCCUUAUUAUCUCCACACCUCCAAUCCCCGCCUUGACCUUGACUUUGGAUUUAAACUUCUUUCCCCAAAGAAGAAGGGCCAGCCUUUAAGCGAAAGAGAAGACGACUCUCUGCGUCAUCUUGAGCAGGAUUUGAACUCGCCACAGCCCCGGGCGCCGCCGGAGAGAUGCCAGCCGGUUUCCAGCAGAUACGGAGAGAGGAUGAGGACGAGGAAGGAGAGGAAGAUUCGGGGAGCAGGAUAACCUUCACCUUAAUCUUGUCCGUCUUCACGGCCGUGUUGGGGUCUCUGCAGUUUGGAUACAACAUCGGAGUCAUCAACGCGCCGCAAGAGAUAAUCGAACAGAACUACAAUGCUACCUGGCUACACCGAAAUGGGGAGCACAUCGACCCCAACACCCUCAAAACGCUCUGGUCCCUGUCGGUCGCCAUUUUUUCCAUCGGCGGAAUGAUCUCGGCCUUCAUGGUGGGCGUUGUCUCGGAAUGGCUCGGCAGGAAGAGGGCGAUGAUUGUCAACAAUGGCUUGGCCUUCCUCGGCGGCGGUUUCAUGGGCCUGGCCAAACUCGGCAAGUCCUACGAGAUGAUGAUCAUCGGACGGUUCCUGAUUGGGGCUUUCUCAGGAUUUGCUUCAGGUCUGGUGCCCAUGUACGUGGGUGAAAUCUCCCCCACCAACCUUCGCGGGGCGCUGGGCACACUGAAUCAGCUGGCCAUCGUCAUCGGCAUUCUCAUUGCCCAGGUGUUUGGUCUGGACAGUCUUCUGGGCACAAGUGAGCUGUGGCCGCUCUUGUUGGGUAUUUCGGUGGUGCCUUCCAUCCUCCAGCUCCUGAUGUUCCCCUUCUGUCCAGAGAGCCCCCGAUAUCUCUACAUCAUCCGCAACAAGGAGUCCAAGGCCAAAGAAAGUCUCAAGCGGCUGACCGGCCAGGUGGACGUGACCGCGGCUCUGACAGAGAUGAAGGAGGAGAAAAGGAGGAUGGAUUUGGAGCGCAAAGUCUCCAUCGCGCAGCUUUUCCGCUGCCGCAUCUACCGCCAGCCCCUGCUGAUCGCCGUGGUCUUGCAGCUAUCGCAGCAACUCUCCGGCGUCAACGCGAUAUUCUAUUACUCAACGGACAUCUUCAAAAAGGCCGGCUUGGACAAACCCAUCUUCGCCACCAUCGGGGCUGGCGCCGUGAACACGGUGUUCACCAUCGUUUCGGUGUUCCUGGUGGAGCGAGCCGGCCGGCGGACCUUGCAUAUGCUGGGAUUGGCAGGAAUGGCCGUGUGUGCCAUCCUUAUGACGGUGGCCCAGGGUUUGACGGACCGUGUGCCGGCAAUGAGCUACCUCAGCAUGGUGGCCACCUUUGGCUUUGUGGCGUUCUUUGAGAUUGGCCCGGGGCCAAUACCCUGGUUCAUUGUGGCGGAGCUCUUCAGCCAAGGUCCCCGCCCGGCUGCAAUGGCCGUCGCCGGCUUCGCCAACUGGACUUGCAACUUCAUCAUUGGGAUGAGUUUCCCCUCGAUCGAGGGAGCUCUCCACUCGUACGUCUUCCUCAUCUUCGCAGCCCUUCUCUUUGUGUUCUUGAUCUUCACGUACAUCAAGGUUCCCGAGACGCGAGGCCGCACCUUUGACCAGAUCGCCGCUACAUUCCGACGGACGCCAUCUUUGCUAGAACGAGAGAUCAAGCCGUACACGGAACUGGACGAACUGAGCCCGGACGCCCAUGAAUGAUAGGGUUUGGGCAGGCGGCGAACCCUAGCGCCCAAAAGGCACGGCAAAUGUGGACCGUGGUGUUCAGGGUAGCUGGCAAGAGGUACCAGGAUCUGCCUAGCACUUUAAUGGUGCCACAAGCCUUACUGGCGCGUGGUCAGAGUUGAACCCUAUUUUUUUCUUUGAUUUCAUUAGGUCAGUUUUUAGCCUGGAUGUGUUUUUAAUUUCUUUUUUUUUAAGAAAGAAAGGAAAAACAUUAAUAAAAAGCAGGGUGGGCAUUGUGGGGCGUGGGGGACACAGACCCGUCGCCCCACUUUCUUUGUUUCGGAGAACAAGAAGCUCGUGGCGUCGAGCCAGGAGCCACGAGUUCCGAUUCUGUAAAUAAAGGAUCGUGGGGGAUUUGCACUGAGAGCGGACAGGAGGCUGACGUGCUGUCGAGAUCCAGGAACCGCAUUCUCCCCAAAAGCAAAGUUCAAAGGCAGAGGCUGAAUUUGAAAAAGGGACGGUGGACGGUGGGGUGGAAGUAAUAAUUCUUCGGACAGCGACUAAAUUAAUCUUCCCACCGAUUUUCGGGUUAUUUAUAUGUUGACUCCAUUUCCGCAUCGAGCCAGGGCUCAGCCCUGACUUGCACAAGCAGCUGAGAAAAGAGUGCCCCAGAACAUGUGCUGAGUUCUUUCCCGCUCACACCCUAAGGAGCCACGCUCAGGCCUCUCCCAUCACCCCGUUUUGGGGUGUGGGGAGGGGUCAGGGCUUUUAGGCCCCAGGGCUGGCCCAUCUCCUUCUAGAAAUGAAGAACUGGAGGGUGGGUAUGAAGAAAACCAUCCUUGAAUGCUCAUGGAGAGGUGAUAUGGUCAGUAGUGACGUUGCUGGGGUCUCAAGCCCCCCCAAAAAACCAUUUUCGCCUGCACCGUGGUUGCCUAGCAACAGCAACAAUGGCUGCCCUGGCCGUGUUUAGCAACCACCAUGUGUGUUGCCUAAACACU
Molecule: messenger RNA, 2901 nt
Organism: Podarcis raffonei (Aeolian wall lizard)
Lineage: Eukaryota; Metazoa; Chordata; Lepidosauria; Squamata; Lacertidae
Gene: SLC2A4
Product: solute carrier family 2 member 4
Exons: 11
Coding region: 407-1939 (510 amino acids)
Biological process (GO): D-glucose transmembrane transport; cellular response to insulin stimulus
Cellular component (GO): membrane
Source: RefSeq, a predicted model, not a curated record